Molecule: messenger RNA, 1974 nt
Organism: Dioscorea cayenensis subsp. rotundata (Guinea yam)
Lineage: Eukaryota; Viridiplantae; Streptophyta; Magnoliopsida; Dioscoreales; Dioscoreaceae
Product: shaggy-related protein kinase alpha
Exons: 13
Coding region: 237-1466 (409 amino acids)
Biological process (GO): protein phosphorylation; signal transduction
Cellular component (GO): cytoplasm
Molecular function (GO): protein serine/threonine kinase activity; ATP binding
Source: RefSeq, a predicted model, not a curated record
ACUACUUGCUCUCUUUUGCUCUUCGCGAAGACGGAAAAAUUCCAUAGAAAUUCACGAAAAGAAUUGAAGAAAUCUCCGACUUAGAACCCGCGCAAGAGAUCGAGAUCGAUUUCGAGGAAUAGUAUUGUUCUGUGCGAUGCUGUGGAUCGAUCUUGUAAUUGCGUAGAUUCAGUGUAGUAGGAGUGAUUGUACAAGAACAUCAAAGCUAGGGCUUAGAAGGUUUCAUUUUGUGUAGGAUGGCUUCAGCGAGUGUGGUGCCAUCAUUUGGUUUGAAAGCCACUACUGGUACUAACAAUGCUGUGGACAAGUUGCCAGAUGAAAUGAAUGACAUGAAAAUAAAAGAUGAUAAGGAAAUUGAAGCCACAGUCAUUGAUGGCAAUGGGACUGAAACAGGACAUAUAAUUGUAACUACUAUCGGCGGUAGAAAUGGUCAGCCAAAACAGACCAUUAGCUAUAUGGCUGAACGUGUUGUGGGACAUGGAUCAUUUGGAGUUGUCUUCCAGGCGAAGUGCCUUGAGACUGGAGAAACAUUUGCCAUAAAAAAGGUUCUUCAAGACAAGAGAUAUAAAAACCGGGAGUUGCAGACUAUGCGUCUUCUUGACCAUCCCAAUGUCAUAUCUCUAAAACACUGUUUCUUUUCAACAACGGAAAAGGACGAACUGUACCUUAACCUGGUUCUGGAAUAUGUACCUGAGACUGUCCACCGUGUAAUCAAACACUACAACAAGAUGAACCAGCGUAUGCCAAUGAUCUAUGUCAAACUUUAUAGCUACCAGAUUUUUAGAGCAUUGGCUUAUAUUCAUGGCAGCAUUGGAGUGUGCCACAGAGAUAUCAAGCCACAAAAUCUUCUGGUUAAUCCACAUACACAUCAGCUGAAACUCUGUGACUUUGGAAGUGCAAAAGUCUUGGUGAAAGGCGAACCAAAUAUAUCAUAUAUCUGCUCUAGAUAUUACAGAGCUCCUGAGCUUAUAUUUGGAGCCACUGAAUAUACCUCAGCUAUUGAUAUCUGGUCUGCUGGAUGUGUCCUUGCUGAACUCCUGCUUGGACAGCCUCUCUUUCCCGGUGAGAGUGGAGUGGACCAGCUUGUUGAAAUUAUAAAGGUUUUGGGCACACCAACAAGGGAAGAAAUCAAAUGCAUGAAUCCAAACUACACUGAGUUUAAAUUUCCACAAAUUAAAGCGCACCCAUGGCACAAGAUCUUCCACAAAAGAAUGCCGCCUGAGGCUGUAGAUCUCGUUUCCCGGCUUCUCCAAUACUCGCCAAAUUUGAGAAGCACUGCUUUGGAUGCAUUAAUACAUCCCUUCUUUGACGAGCUUCGAGACCCCAACACCCGUCUACCUAAUGGCCGCUACCUUCCCCCUCUCUUUAACUUCAAGCCUCAUGAACUAAAAGGAGUGCCGACCGAAGUUCUAGUGAAGCUGAUCCCAGAGCAUGCAAGGAAACAAUGUGCCUUCCUUGGUCUGUGACUUUGUACUAUUCACAAUACCGAUAGCCUUGAUGUACGCCUGAAGUGACGAACCGUAUCCUGUUGUAUUGGGUGAUUUAGCAGCGUAUUUGGUGUAAUUGUGAAACAUCUCCCAGUCUGUUGCUACAUUGUACCACCAUUGCUGCCAGCAGUGUAAAUCAAACAGACCGAAAGCAUUGGCUCCUUGAAACACUUGAUGGGUAUCCUUGCUAACCCGUUUACCGCCUCCCGUAUAAAGUAACGAUUGAUCUGUAAAAUCACAUAUAAGAGACAGAUAGAUGUCGAUAUUUGUCUAGUCUUAUGUAUGGAUCACCGAGGCUCCGGCCCGAAAUUUCUGCAGUAUGUGAUCCUUAUUAUCAUGCCCCUUGUCUUCUGUUUGUCAUUUUCGAUCAAUUUCGUAAACUACAAGUGAAUGAGAUAUGUAAUCAGUUUGUAUUAUCUUUGAACACUGAAGUUUGUUUGUCUUUGUUAUACCAAUGACUUUAAUUCAGUAUCAAAAUUAUUAGACA